ACACGUUUGACUGGCACCUCACCGUGCAUCAGAUGACACCGCAAUUAAACCACGUUAUACGCAGUGAUAUUUCUUUCACUGUAGUGUAAAGGGGCAGGAUGCUCCGGAGUGGUCGUUUGAUUUAUCGGUGAUCUUGGUAUCAGGUCUGACAGGAAGUUUAAUCAACCGCGGUGCGAACGUGCGAGUCGAGAGGAAGGUGCUCUCUUCAGCGAAAAUGACUUUCAACCGGUUGCUGUCCAGGGCUGUUUUCGUCAGCAGAGCUGGCUGCAGGUCUGCUUUCACAAGCUCCAAGCCUGAUAUGACCAACCCCAACUGGUUCAGAGUGGGUCUUGCUUUUGGAACAUCUGCUUUCCUAUGGGGCUUGCUCUUCAAACAGCACAGCACAGACACUCAUGAGUACAAAGUGAGGAAUGGCCUGGAAUAACCUACAAAACUCACAGGAGGUUGUUGGUGUUGGUCUGCUUCUUUCUGGUUUGUCUCGUCCCCAUUUCUCAACGUGGAUUACGUGUAAAUAAAAACAUUUAUCAUGUGAA
Messenger RNA from Maylandia zebra (zebra mbuna), 533 nucleotides. It is a transcript of the gene ndufc1, whose product is annotated as NADH:ubiquinone oxidoreductase subunit C1. The record is from RefSeq and is a predicted model, not a curated record. Lineage: Eukaryota; Metazoa; Chordata; Actinopteri; Cichliformes; Cichlidae. Gene Ontology annotation, cellular component: mitochondrion; respiratory chain complex I.